AACUCUGUCUCUCUCUCUCUCUCUCUCUCUCUCUCUCUCUCCUCUUUCAAAACCCUAGAAAAACUAGGGUUUCGUUCAGCUCCAUUUUUACGCUCGAGAAUUCAGGCCAUGUCCCGUCCUCUUCUCUCCUCAAACUCCCACUGUUCGAUUCACCGUGAAAUUAGCUUCCCAUUGGUUGUGGACCUUCACGUCUUUCUUCGGGCGACUUUUCUGGCCGGAAAUGAGGAGUUCCGGCGAAAUUUGGAUAGGAUGCGAGAGGUUUGAAUUUGGUGAUUCAGUUUGCUAUCAAUGCUUGCACUAUUGAUCUGACAAGAUGGGCGAGAUUGGAACUUCAAAUUUUAAUCACUGUUGUGAAGGAAGCAAGCUUACUAUUGCUGAUAAAAGGUCUACUGAUAGUGCAACAGUGGAUCCCAAAUGUGGGCAUUUCUCUAUCCGUGGAUAUGUCGCAGAGAUUCGUAAACUGGAUAGGAAGGUUAGUUGGCCAUUUUGUGUACCCCAGAACCAUGAAGAGUCUGAAGAUUGUUUGCAUUCGCUACCUCCCAUGCGUGUUCCUCAAUUUAAAUGGUGGGGUUGUGGAAACUGUCUGCUUAAGGUCAACAGUGUCACAACUGUUACUGAAGGGGGUCAGAUUCGAAACAGUGGCACUGAUAAUGGGAAGACCAUCAGUGCAAUGGUUGAACCAGCUAUUCCUAGUCCUCAUCUGGUUUAUGGGCUUGCUCAUAAUUCUAAAGAGAGCUUUCUUGAAGGAAGACGAGUUAAAGAGGUUGCUAAUGCCCCAGUGGAUGGCUCUGCAAAUCAACCUGCACUAUGUAAACCCAAUUUCAGCAAGGAAAUGAAACAAGUCACAGUUGAACUUCAAUCUGGCGAAGGCAUCUCCAGGGAUGGGACCUCACCAUCUGAAACUUUUGUUAAUAAUGCAUCUCUUCAUUCUUCAACUGAUAUCUGCUUCUCUAAUGGGGAUUUUGGCUCUAUAAAUGAGAAAAGUGAUGUGUUAGUGAGUGUAAUAUCUAAUAACAAUAAUAAAGGGGCACUUUGCAAGAGAAUUGGAGAAUUUUCUGUAAAAAAAUAUAGGAAUAUGGUGGGGUUGGAUAUAAACAAGCCCGACUCUCAUUUACCACCCUUUGGUAAUUCAACUGCUUCCCAACAUUCUUUAGAUAAGAAUAAUGUCUCAGAAGUUGUAGCUGCUGAACCUAUACGAAAUUGCCCAAGCAAACAUUCUGUGCAAGAAUCGAGAAGUAAUGAAGCCGAGCAUGAGAUUGUUUUGGGUAGAGGAAUCCUUGCAGAAGUCAGUAUGAUCAGCACUUUUUCUGGAGACAAAGAUUGUUUAAAUCUCAGAAAAAUAAAUCCAGUCAAGCAAAAGGAUGAAGAUUCUGCAAACACAACAAAGGAUUCUGGGGAAACCCCAUUGAAAGUUUGCUGGAAAACUCCACUACUUCAACAUGAGGGUUCGGUUGAAGGAAUAAUGAUCUGUGGGAGAACUGAGAAAGUAGCCUGUAAUGAUUCUUUUGAAGAAAUAAAAGAAACCCUGGACACCCAGGAAAUGAGCUCCAAUAAAGGAAAUGAUCCUGCAUUUGCUUCUAAUUCAUAUCCAAUGAAUGAGAUGUUAUCUGUGGGUGCAGAUUCAACCGAGGAAAAUAUCUUCAAGAAAGGAAAAUAUUCAGGUGAUUCUCUAAAUCAUGGCGAUGAUAGUGCAGGUCAGACCUUCAUUGAUGAAGAAAAUUGUGAUAGCCCAUGCAGAAUUGAUGAGCAUUAUGCGAAUGGAUCUCUAUGUAAGAGGAAAGCACCAAAGAUGCGUUUGAUUUCUGAAAUUAUGAAGUGUGACGCAAUUAGUGCAGGAGCAAAAGGCUUGGAUGCUGCAACUCUUGAAUCUGAAGUGGAAUUAAAUUUGAUGGAUGGGUCAGAUUUGGAUCCUAAGGUCACUAGUACAGAUAACAAGAAAAGCAAUGGGACCAAGAAAAGGAUUAGGACACGUCUUCUUGAAAUUUACAGCUCUUCCUCACUGCAAUUCGUAGAGGAACCCCAAAACAUGGCUGGUAAAAAGAGUUCUUCCAUGAAGGGCGAGAAAAAGUCUAAAAAAAGGAAGCAUGCACAAACAAUUUCAGAUGAUAUACCAAUGGACAUUGUCGAACUUAUGGCAAGAAACCAACAUGAAAGAGGCCUUCUUAAUAGUGAAGGAGGUGGUGAGAGACAGAAUCAGGCAAAACCAAAUAGUGGAGAGAGGAAGGGUCCCAGCAUAGCAGACCUUACCGAAGCCCUUAAAAACGAUUUCACGGGUUUGUUACAGGAAGAGAACUCUUCGAAGCUUAAAAAGAAAUCCAUCAAUGGCAAAAGUGGAAAUCACAGUUCCACGAAAAAGGCAAAGAAAGGCCACAAAGAUCCUGGUGCCUGCACUCUUUACAGUGAAAAUAAUAGCAGCCAUUGCUUUUUGAACAUUAACCCAUCUCUCCAUUUCUCCCCAUCUACCUGUACUACUUCAAUAAUGUGCUGUGGAGAUGAGCCCAGUAAAGAAAUUCAGUUUCCUUUUACUGAAUACACAGUGGAAAGCCAAUGGACUCAAUACAGCCAAGCUUCUUAUGGGACCCCAAUCUUUUCAAACAGUGUGACUACCGGGGUACAGACCGGUCAAAAUGAUGGUGCUGAGCCUUUAAGUAACACAAAAAAUGGCACAAGUACAUCUGAGAAACCUAAAAUGAAGUUAAAGAAGAUUUCCCGUCAAAACUCAGGAGUAAAGUCCAUUAAACAAAGUAAUCAUUCUUGCCUUCACAAAUGCAAAGAAAUGGAUGCCCUGAGAACUCAGAAGAGAGAGAAAUACAUUGAUGAUCCAAAGAAACUCAGCCCAAGAGACCUAUACUUGAAUGAUUCUAUCCCUGCGAUGCAUUUGCUCAGACUCAUGGACCAGGGAAUGUGCUCUAACAUGCAAGAAGACAGGGCAGCCAUGGAUGGAAACCAAGGAAGCUUCUGCAACUUGCUUCAGUUAUCUGAGAAGGGUCACAGGAGAGUCGAACCAGUACUUGGACCAGAUGGUAGUUUGAGUAAGUACAAUAUAUGUCCCAUGGAUUUCCAUUGCUUGAACCAAAAUUUACCUCUGGUUCCUGUGAUCAGAGAGAAUGGUUCCCCUAGUGGAGGGAAUAGUAGAAGCAACAAUCCUUUUAAUUGGAGAGGCACCGAUGGUUAUAGAGAUGGGAUUUCCUUUGGGAACCUUGAAGAGAGAUCAAAACCAACCAUUCCUACUUCUCUCUACCUCGAAUCACAACGAAAGGAGCAAGCCAGAAACACUGCAAUGAACUGUUUGGCAUUGCUUUCCAUGAAAAACCCCAGUCAUAAAGUAAAAUCCUGUCUCAAAAAUGGGUUCUCAGAAAAGAAUCAGAAAUCCCUUCCAGUCAAUUAUGGAGGGAAAAAAAUCCAAACUUCUUCGGCUAUGGGAACACCUGUAAAUUAUGAGCCGAAGACUCCAGCAGCAUCCAUUCAUACACUCUUUGAGGUUAACAAUAAAGCUAAAGAAAGGACAAUUGAUGCUGCGAAAAGCACUUGUAAAACUAUUAUAUGUUCUGUUAACAGAAACCCAGCUGAAAUUAACUCCAAAGAAGCCGAGAAAUACAUGGGUUAUAUCGAAGAUUUUAGGUUCAGCAAUCUCUCUCUCCCUAAUGGAAGAUUGAAGAGCACUUUGAGUCCUGAAGGAAGAAAGAGAAAGCGAACAGUGAAGCUUGCUGCGAUAUAAGGAUGUUUGUAAACUUGGAUUCCUUUCUUUGUGUGUUAGUGCAAUACAUUAUCAGUAAAUUAUUCAAAAAAAGAGAAAAGAAGGUAAAAAAAAUAGGUGGUUUUCUCAGUGUGUCUAUAUCUAUGUAAGGGUUUUCAAUCAAUGCCAUAAAAGAUGGUUGUUUGUAUUCA
Messenger RNA from Amborella trichopoda, 3888 nucleotides. RefSeq names its product embryonic flower 1 (EMF1) (gene EMF1). Lineage: Eukaryota; Viridiplantae; Streptophyta; Magnoliopsida; Amborellales; Amborellaceae. Gene Ontology annotation, biological process: negative regulation of DNA-templated transcription; shoot system development; negative regulation of flower development. The record is from RefSeq and is a predicted model, not a curated record.